GAAUGGAAAACGCCAAAAUGUAAUCACAAAUCGAAACCGACAAAUCACAUAAAACAAAAUCACAAUAAAAGUUAAAUCCCUCCCCAAGAUUUUCAUCGCCCAUCGAAUCUCAUACAUUCAACACAAUUCGUCAAUCUCUAACCCCCCUCACUUUCUGAACCCAACAAAUCUUUAAAACCGUUCAAACUUCCCAUACUUAGUCACUCCCCCAGUCUCCCCUCUCGACCCCCUCCCUCCUAGCUCGUCAAAACGGACUAGGAGGUCGGUAUUACUCCUCAAUACUCAUCACUUACCAAAUAAACAACACAAACAAUUUAAUAAAAAAUCAAAACUCAUAUCGUCACCAAAUUUGUUAAAAUCUGAAUUAAUAUCCAACUUUGAUAAGACGCUACAAAAAUAGCUUCUGCAACACCUCAAAAAAUAAAACUUUUUUUUAAAUUUUUUCUCCCCUCUUUGUUCUUCUUCUUCAUCUUGUUGUUCUUCAAUAGUGUCCAAAUUCAAUUCGCCCCACUUGCUAGUUAGCCGUGGCAUAUGCGUUGUCACUAUUUUACGCCUCACGUUUUUAUCCUGCACACCCUCUUUCUCUCUCCUCCCCCUCCUCUUCUUUUCUUCCCUGUCUUUGUCUCCUCUGUUUUGUUGCAGAACAAAGAAAGAAAAAUUUAAACCCCUUUUUAUUUUAUUUUUCAAAUUUUUAUUUCUAUUUAUUUUUUCUCUUUAAUCUUAAGUAUCUUUACAAAUUGCAGCUAUUUCCACACUGGUUAUUAUUCUGCCCACUUUUUUUUUCUUCUUCUUUAUUUAUUACUCCUACUUUCAACAAUUCAACCCCCAUCACUUCUCAAUUAAAAAAAAAAAAUAAUAAUAAUAAUAAAUAAUUUUCUGGGUCUUGCUGCUUCUUUAAUUUUCCUGUCCUUUUCACGCGGUCUGUGUUAGAUUUAUGUUGAAUUUCUGAUGUUAUCUGAGUUGGGGCUUUGGAGAUUUUAUCUGGAUUUUUGAGUUCUUCGCAAGAUUCUCUCUCUAUGGCUGGAAAUAAUGAAGUUAAUGUUAAUGAGUCUAAGAGGGUUGUACCACUGAAUACAUGGAUUCUGAUCCAAAAUUUCAAAGUGCAUUACAAUAUGCUUCGGCGUCCUGAUGGCACUUUUAAUCGUUACCUGGCCGAAUACCUUGAUCGUAAAGUUCCUGCUGAUACAAAGCCGGUUGAUGGUGUUAUUUCCUUUGAUGUUAUCAUUGAUCGUCGUACAAGCCUCCUUUGUAGGGUAUACCGUCCAGCCAUAGCUGAAGAAGUAGAAGAAGAACAAGAACAAGACCAAGAAACUAGACCAGUGUGGAGUAUUAUUGAUCUCGAAAAGCCUGUUGAGUCCGAUGUUGUUGUUCCGGUGAUAAUCUUCUUUCAUGGGGGGAGCUUUGCCCAUUCAUCUGCCAAUAGUGCUAUCUAUGACAUACUUUGUCGGCGGUUAGUUGGGGUUUGUAAGGCUGUUGUGAUUUCUGUGAACUAUCGGCGUGCCCCUGAAAAUAGGUAUCCUUGUGCCUAUGAUGAUGGAUGGACUGUUCUCAAGUGGGUGAACUCAAAGAAUUGGCUCCGGAGUAAGGACUCAAAAGUACAUAUAUACUUGGCCGGAGAUAGUUCUGGUGGCAAUAUAGCUCACAAUGUUGCUGUACGAGCAAUUGAUUCUGAAAUUGAAGUUCUUGGAAACAUACUUCUCAAUCCUAUGUUUGGUGGACAAGAGAGGACUAAAUCAGAAGAUCGUUUGGAUGGGAAAUAUUUUGUGACUUUGCAAGACCGCGAUUGGUAUUGGAGAGCAUUUCUUCCUGAAGGGGAAACUCGGGACCAUCCAGCAUGCAAUCCAUUUGGUCCCCAUGGUCGAAGCCUCAAAGGAUUGAAGUUUCCUAAGAGUCUUGUGGUGGUGGCGGGGUUGGAUCUUAUUCAAGAUUGGCAAUUGGCCUAUGUAGAAGGGCUGAAAAAAGAUGGCCAAGAUGUGAAGCUUCUAUAUUUGGAGGAGGCAACAAUUGGGUUCUACUUGUUGCCAAAUAACUGUCACUUCUACACUGUCAUGGAUGAAAUCCGGGACUUUAUGGGUCUUAAUGGGUAGCUAGUUCAAUCAGAUGACAAAAGAAAGGUUAAUACAGGUCACUUUGGGGCACCUCGCUCCUUCCUAGUGUGCAACUUACUAUGUGAGUAGUGCUAAUUAUUUUCUUUGAUAUCUGUUUAAUACGUAUGGGUAGAUAAUUAGUUGCUGCCUUCAUUGGUCAAAGCGAUGAUUGCUGGGCUUUCUUGCUGGUGCAGAACGGCUUAAAACUGAAUUUUAGUAGUGUCGUUUGAUAGUUGUGGAAUUGCUUAAAACUGGGCAGUUUCCAUUACUGUAUGAAGUUGAUAGUAGUAGUAGGUCUUUACAGAGUUGUGAGAAAUUCGGGGCAAUUGCUGGUUGUUUCUUUUUGCUUCUGGCCGAAAAGGUGGAGAAGUAGAUCACUAGACAGGCUGUGGUGCUCUGCCGAAUGGAGCUUGCUACUACGCUAAUAGUAGUAUAGUACUAAUUAAAGAACAUGGGCAACAUGUUUCUUCAUAGAUACUGUAAAAUCUGUAUGUGUAUACAUAUAUAUAUAUCUUCAAUAUAUUAAAUGUAAAGUGUGCUGAUCAAUCUUAUGCUAUUUAUCCUUCUACGAUCAA
Molecule: messenger RNA, 2662 nt
Organism: Chenopodium quinoa (quinoa)
Lineage: Eukaryota; Viridiplantae; Streptophyta; Magnoliopsida; Caryophyllales; Amaranthaceae
Product: gibberellin receptor GID1C-like
Exons: 2
Coding region: 1017-2087 (356 amino acids)
Biological process (GO): floral organ morphogenesis; positive regulation of gibberellic acid mediated signaling pathway; raffinose family oligosaccharide biosynthetic process
Cellular component (GO): cytoplasm; nucleus
Molecular function (GO): hydrolase activity; gibberellin binding
Source: RefSeq, a predicted model, not a curated record